Nasonia vitripennis (jewel wasp) is the source of this 363-nucleotide messenger RNA. RefSeq lists its product as uncharacterized. The transcript is spliced from 2 exons. The record is from RefSeq and is a predicted model, not a curated record. The coding region runs from base 1 to 363 and encodes 120 amino acids. Lineage: Eukaryota; Metazoa; Arthropoda; Insecta; Hymenoptera; Pteromalidae.
AUGUGGAUACAGUUCAGCUUACGAGGAAACUACAAGUGGCUCGACAUCUUGCCCGAUCUCAUACAGCAGAAGUUCAAGGUUGGCGACAAAGUACGAGUGAGCAAUGCCAAGCAAGUGUUCGAUAAAGGAUACACACUCAACUGGUCCACGGAGAUAUUCACAGUCAGCCACGUGAUUCCUAACAAUCCAGUGACUUACAAGUUGAAGGACUAUCGAGACGAGCCCAUAGCUGGUGGAUUCUACGAGCAAGAACUCUCGAAGACCAAGUAUCCCGACGUAUACCUCGUGGAGAAAGUCUUGAAGAGACGAGGAAAUCAAGUCUACGUCAAGUGGCUGGGGUUCGACAGCAUUCACAACAGCUGA